ACAUGCACUAUCUAUAACACACACACACACACACACAGACGGGUAUUGUAGCCUGUAUUGUCGGGGAUUUGUGCGCACUGUAAGGCGGUGAGAUGCGGCUCCGGAUCGCGGCUCUGCUCGUCGCGGUGAUGUGCGUGGACGCUGCGCCGCUUCCACGCGGAGAGACGCUGAACGACCGGCCGGUGAUCGGUAUUUUGACUCAGGAGGUUAGCGACCCUAAUCUACAACCGUACGGAGGAACCUACAUUCCCUCAUCUUACGUGAACUAUGUAGAGUCAGGCGGAGCACGAGUAAUUCCCAUAAGACUAAAUCAGACCAGAGAAGAACAUGAGAAAAUUUUCCGGUCGAUCAACGGCAUUUUGUUCAUCGGUGGUGCAGUAGACCUGGAAACAUCUGACUUUGCCCGUACAGCUGGACUUUACUUCAGACUUGCUAUUAAGGCCAAUGAUGAGGGUGAACCCUUUCCCAUCUGGGGAACAUGUCUGGGCUUCCAGCUCCUUACAGUACAGGUGGCUGGACAGAACCUGCUGAGCAAAACCAUGGCAUAUAACAUCUCAAUGCCUUUAAACCUUACUUCAGAGGCCCAGUCCAGCCGCAUGUUUGCAGGUUUCCCUCCCGAGAUGUUGAAGGCUUUAUCAGAGGAACCACUCACGGGAAAUUUCCACCAUUACGGAGUGACCGAGCAGGUAUUUGUAGGAAAUAAGAGACUAAACAGCUUCUUUAACGUAUUAUCCACGAACAAGGCGGAGAACGGAGCUGUCUUUGUCUCCACUAUGGAAGGGAAGAAGUACCCAUUCUACGGCGUUCAGUGGCAUCCAGAAGUAAAUCGUUUUCAGUGGAGUCCUCAGUAUAGUUUUCCUCAUUCCAAAAAUGCCGUCCGGCUGUCCUCAUUACUGGCAGAGUUUUUUGUGAAUGAAGGAAGGAGAAGCUCUCACCACUUCAGUCAGCAGGAGGAGAGUCGAGCGCUCAUAUACAACUAUAAUCCAGUUUAUACAGCAAACGUUAGUGGUUAUGAGCAAGUCUACUUUUUCUAAAUGAAAAACUCAGUACUGUUUUUUAUACGGGUUUAUCGAAUUCAUUAAAAAUGCUUUACACUUCUGUGAUAUUGUAUUUAAAAAAAAAGAACAUUGUUAAGAUUUUACAUGAAGACAACUCACAUACAAACUGAAUGCACUUUACAGUAUGUACACGACAUGUACAGUAUGUACCGUAUCCAUGACACGUUCCUACUCUUGAGUGUUUUUUUUAUUGAUAAAACAGCGUCACAUUACCUGCUCUGCCAGAGGGGGGCAGCAUUUAGCUUGUAACACACUUUUCCUAGGAGCUAAUGAACAUACAGGACUUCUAUGAGACAUAACAAAUAUAACGUUUGAUGUAAAGAUUUGACAGAAUUCUAGCGAAACAGUAAUGUCGCCAUAACAAACUUUAAAAAAUGGAUUUAACUGAUAGAUUUAUCUAAUGGAUUUUACUACAAAAAAAAAUAAACAACACUGAAAAAGA
Messenger RNA from Silurus meridionalis, 1500 nucleotides. RefSeq names its product gamma-glutamyl hydrolase (gene gghl). Gene Ontology annotation, molecular function: gamma-glutamyl-peptidase activity. Gene Ontology annotation, cellular component: vacuole. NCBI's taxonomy places the organism in Eukaryota, Metazoa, Chordata, Actinopteri, Siluriformes, Siluridae. The record is from RefSeq and is a predicted model, not a curated record. Bases 93 to 1034 code for a protein of 313 amino acids. The transcript is spliced from 9 exons. Gene Ontology annotation, biological process: tetrahydrofolylpolyglutamate metabolic process.